AUGACAAACGAUAUAAAUUUAAAUAAUGAACAGGCCUUCGAUGAUGAAGAAAAACGGGAAGAAGGUCCGUUUGCUAUUUUAAGCACACAAAGAAAAGAAAGUACAGCACUUACAAAUGAUACUAAUUAUAGCAUAGAGAAUAAUAAUACAGAUUUAUGUUUAAAAAAAAGUAAUAAAAGAAUAAUAAUUGAAAAAUUAAUACUUGAAAAUUUUAAAAGUUAUUCAGGAAUAAAAAUAAUUGGACCAUUUUAUAAAAAAUUUAGUUGUAUAGUUGGUCCAAAUGGAAGUGGGAAAAGUAAUAUCAUUGAUGCUAUGCUUUUUGUUUUUGGACGACGAGCAAAAAAAAUUCGACAAAAUAAAUUAUCGGAUCUUAUUCAUAAUUCAAAAUAUUCAACAAAUAAUGAGUAUACAAAAGUGUCGAUAUAUUUUAAGACAAUUAUAGACAAGCCCGAUGAAGAAGGGGACCCAGACGAUAAUGGUGAAAAUGAUGAGCAUGUUGAAAGUUUUGAAAAUGAUGAGUCGGGACCUCACGAUUUUGUAAUUAGUCGUGAAGCUACGAUAGAUAAUCAAUCAAAAUAUAGAAUUGACGGUAAAGUUGUUACACAAAAAGAUGUGUUUGAUUUGCUUUAUAAAAAGGGAAUCGAUUUAAGCAAUAACCGUUUUUUAAUAUUACAAGGAGAAGUAGAACAGAUUGCACAAAUGAAUCCGAAGGGUAAUAAAAACGAAGAAGGAUUACUCGAAUAUUUGGAAGAUAUUAUUGGUACAAAUAAAUAUAUAGAUGAUAUAAAUUCUAGUUUAGAAAAUUUUGAAAAAAGUGAAGAAAUUUAUCAUGAAAAAGUUAAUCGAUUAAAACAUGUUUAUAAUGAAUUAAAAGAAUUGGCAUCUCCAAGAAAAGAAGCACAAUAUUAUAUGGAUUUACAAAAAAAUACUUACAAACUAAAUAUAAUAAGCUUAAAGAAAGAUAGAUAUGAAUUUGGAAAAAUCAUAUAUAAUAAAGAAAAAGAGCAUGAAGAAUAUGUCAAAAUUAAAGAUAGUCAUAAUUCAGAAUAUAAUAAAUUAUUAGAAGACCGAAAAGAAAUAAAUACUAUUCUUAAUAACUUAGAAAAUGAAGAAGAUCAGAUUAUUAAAAAAAAAAAUAAAACUGAUUCGGAAUUUAAAAAACUAACACAAAGUGAUGAAAAUAUUAAAAAGGAACUAGUGACAAUUGUUGAAAAAUUGCAAAGUAUAUAUGUAAAAAGAGAAGAAUUAAAAAAAAAAAAAAUUCCUUUAUAUAAAAAAACUAUAGAAGAAAAACAAAAUAUUCUUAGUGAAAUAAAAAAAAACAAACUUCCAAAAUUAGAACAAGAAGUAGAAAAAUGUGAAGAAGAAUUAGAUAAAUAUAAUGAAGAAAUAAAAAAAGAUAUAGACAAAAUUAAUGAAGUAUAUUCAAAUGAAGAAAAAAAGUUAGCACCGUUACAGAACCGUUAUGAUUGUGUAAUUAAGGAUAUAUCAGAGUGCAUAACAAAAUGUAAUAUUAUUGAAAAAAAAAAAAGAGAAUAUAGAGAUCAUGUAGAAAAUUUAGAAUAUAUUCAAUCAAAAAUAUUGAAUGAAAUUAAAGAAAAAGACAUACAAAUAAAACAUAUGGUUUCAAUGCAACAAGACAAAGAAAAUGAGCUAGCCAAAAAAGAAAAAGAUUUACAAAAUUUAGAUAAAAAAAUUGAAGAAGUUAAUAAAAAUUUAGUCAAUGAAACAGUUGCAUAUGAAACUAUAAAAAAGGAAUUAGUUACUAAUAAAACGACUAGCAAGUUACAUGAAUUUGUUUAUAAUUUAAAAAAAAAUAAAAUUAAAGGAAUACAUGGAAUGUUAAACGAUUUAGGAUAUAUAGAUAAAAAAUAUGAAAAAGCAUUAUUAAUAGCUGGAAAUAAUUAUUCUGAUCUUGUAGUAGUACAAAAUCCAAAUGAUGCGAUACUUUUAUUUGAAGAAGUUAGAAAAGCCAACUUAGGAAGAAUAAAUGUUUUAUCAUUAUCAAUAUUAGAAAAAAAUUUGAAACCAAUUAUGUUAAAUAAUGAACAAAAUUAUACCCCAAUACUUCCAAAUGUUCAUAGAUUAAUAGACUUUGUAAAAUUUAAAAAUAAUAUAUAUAAAAUAUGUUUUUAUCAUAUUUUAAAAGAAACACUUUUAGCAAAUACUCUUGAUGAAGCACACAUUAUUGGGUAUACACACAAAAAAAGAGUUGUCACAUUAAAUGGUGAACUAAUUGAAAAUGAUGGUAGAAUUUGUGGAGGAGGUAUUGGUAUGGGUUCUAGUCAUCCUGGUAUGAAUGGAAAAUCAAAAUAUGGACCUAGAAGUAGUAUCAAAACAACAGAAUAUGAUGAAUCUGAUUUAAUUAAAAUUGAAAAAUCUAUUAAAGAAAUUAAUAAAAAUGUAGAACAACUAAAAGCAGAAAGAAAUAUUUUAUUUUCAGACAUUAAAAGUAUAAAUUCAUUUAUUGAAGAUAAUGAAUGUAAAACAGAAAUUGCAAAUAAAAGAAGUGAAAACUUAAAGAAACAAUUAAAAGAUAUUGAUGACCAGUUAGAAAAUUCACAAGUACCAGAAUUAACAAGAGAAGAAGAGUCUGAAUUAAAAUCACUCAAAGAAUUGAUUGAGAAAAAAAAUAAUGAAAGAGAUAAAAUUGAUAUUUUAUUAAAAGAACAGGAAAGUAAAGUUAAAAAAUAUUAUGAUGAAUUACAAAAUGUAGGAGGAGAAAAAAAAAAAAAAUUAAAAUCAAAACUUAUGACUGCAGAAAGACAAUUAAAUUUAACAAAAGAAGAAUUAGAAAAACAUAGUAGUGAAGAAAUAAAUGCCUUAGCAGAUUUAGAAAAAGGCAAAAAAGAUAUUCUUAAAUUUACUGAAGAAAUUGAAGAAUAUGAAAAAAAUGAAAAAGAAUUAGAACAAGAAUUAAGUAAUAUUGAAACAAAAGGAUGUACUAUAUAUGACGAAUUAAAUAAUUUGGAAAAAGAACUAAAUAAAAUGCAAGCCAAAAUUGAAGAAAAUAAAAAAAAAAAACAAAUUGUAGAUGAAAGUAUAUCAAAAAAAGAUUUAGAAAAUGUAGACAUUUUAUAUAAAAUUGAAAAUAUUGAAAAAGAAAUAAAACAAUAUCUUGCAAAAAAAGAUCAAUACGAACUUAAAAUUAAAGAAUAUAUGGAUCUAAUUGAACAAUCUGAUAAAGUUAUAUUAGAAAAUAUGACUCUUUCUGUAAAAGACGAUACUCAAAAUGAUGAGACAGCUGAAGGAGAAUCUCCUGAAAAUGAAACAGAAAGUGAUGGUGAUACAGAUUACAGUGGUAGUAGUGAAUAUGAAGAAGAAAGUACUUGGGAUGAUGCAGAAGAUGAAGAAAAGGGUGAACAACUUUGUUUAACUGAUGGUGUAGAUCCAAAUGUUAAUGAUGAAGAAGGAAAAAAAAGAAAACGAAAAAAAAAAAAAAAAAAAGAAGAAGAUGAAGACGAAGAACAUGAUUUGAGAGAACUAGAAGACAUGCUUCAUGAUAACAAUGAAAUAAAUGAUGCCGAAAAUGAAUAUGAUUAUUUAAAUAUAAAAGAUGAAGAAUUAGAAGUAUUAAAUAAAAAAGAAAUUGAAGCAAAAAUUGAGCAUAAAUUACAUAUAUGUGAAAAAAAAGCACCAAAUUUAAAAGUGUUUCAAGAUUAUAAUCUAAAAUUACAUGAUUAUAAAAAAAGAAGAAAAGAUGUAAAAAAAUCAAAAAAAGAAAAAGAUAAAAUAAGAAAAGUUUAUGAUAAUUUAUGUGAUAAAAGAAGAAAAGAAUUUUUAGCUGCUUUUAAUAUUAUUUCAUGUAAAUUAAAAGAAAUGUAUCAAAUGAUUGCAAUAGGAGGUGAUGCAGAAUUAGAAAUUAUUGAUUCUUCAGAAAUUUUUAAUGAAGGUAUAUUAUUUUCAGUUAGACCUCCUAAAAAAAGUUGGAAACAUAUACAAAAUUUAUCAGGAGGAGAAAAAACAUUAAGCUCAUUGGCUUUAGUUUUUGCUCUACAUUAUUUUAAACCUAAUCCUAUUUAUUUUAUGGACGAAAUAGAUGCUGCUUUAGAUUUUAAAAAUGUCUCAAUUAUAUCUCACUAUAUUAAAACAAAAACUAGCGAUGCUCAAUUUAUUGUCAUUUCACUUAGAAAUCAAAUGUUUGAGUUGUGUGAUCGAAUGGUGGGUAUAUAUAAAACAAACGACAUAACUAAGUGCAUAACUCUAAAUCCAUACAAAAUUCAGGAUAAUAAAAAGAGAAAGGGUGAAAUUGCGCAAGCAUAA
Molecule: messenger RNA, 4263 nt
Organism: Plasmodium vinckei vinckei
Lineage: Eukaryota; Apicomplexa; Aconoidasida; Haemosporida; Plasmodiidae
Product: structural maintenance of chromosomes protein 4, putative
Exons: 1
Coding region: 1-4263 (1420 amino acids)
Biological process (GO): mitotic chromosome condensation
Cellular component (GO): chromosome
Molecular function (GO): ATP binding; ATP hydrolysis activity; protein binding
Source: RefSeq, a predicted model, not a curated record